UCGCGGCGUGCCCGGUGCGGCGGCCGCCUCCGCCUCCAAGCCUAGACUUAGGCAGCGAGCGAAGGCUCACUUCACACGCGCGGCCGCGCACUCGGCCUGCCGCAGACCGAGGCUGGGCCCCGCCGCGGAGGCUGCUUCGGGGCUGCGCUAGCUGCGCGCUCUGGGAGGCGGCGAUCGCGGCUGGGCCGGGACUUACUUCCUCCACCGCAGGACAACAAAACAAGCCGGCUGCAGGCACCGGGCUCUUGGCAACGGUCUGGGCCGGAGGCGCAGCGAUGGGCUCCGUGCUGAGCAGCGAUAGCGGAAAAUCCGCACCCGCCUCGGCCACCCUGCGGGCCCUGGAGCGCAGGGGAGACCCCGAGCUGCCCGUCACGUCCUUCGACUGCUCCGUCUGCCUCGAGGUGUUGCACCACCCCGUCCGGACCCGCUGUGGCCACGUAUUCUGCCGUUCUUGCAUUGCUACCAGUCUCAAGAACAAUAAGUGGACCUGUCCUUACUGCCGGGCAUAUCUUCCUUCUGAAGGAGUUCCAGCAACUGAUGUAGCCAAGAAAAUGAAAUCCGAGUUCCAGAAUUGCACUGAGUGUGACACCCUGGUUUGCCUCAGUGAAAUGAGGGCACACAUAAGAACAUGUCAGAAGUACAUAGAUAAGUAUGGACCACUACAAGAACUUGGAGAGACAGCAACAAGGUGUGUAUGUCCAUUUUGUCAGAAGGAAUUGGAUGAAGACAGCUUGCUGGAUCAUUGCAUUACUCAUCACAGAUCAGAAAGGAGACCUGUGUUCUGUCCACUUUGCCGUUUAGUACCUAAUGAGAAUCCAAGCAGCUUCAAUGGCAGCUUAAUAAGACAUUUGCAAGUCAGUCACACUUUGUUUUAUGAUGAUUUCAUAGAUUUUAAUAUAAUUGAGGAAGCUCUUAUUCAAAGGGUUUUAGACCGGUCACUUCUGGAAUAUGUGAAUCACUCGAACACCACAUAAUUGUAUUAAAAGAAAAGGGAAGGAGAUAGUACAAUUGCACCAUUUUUUUCAAGAUGCUACUUGAAGGAUUGGAGGGAAACUGUCAAUGUUUGAUGGGCAAAAAAGUGUACAACACAGUUAUAUGUUUGUCCACGUUUAUUGUUAUACUGCAUUUUAAAACUGCUUUCAUUUUAGUGGUUUAGGUCUGUUUUACAUUCUUGAGUUUCUCAGACACUUAACAGCAAAAAAAGUCUCCAUCAGCCAUUAAUAUAUGGAAGAGAACAUAAGGCUGAGUAUGUGGGUGAAGGAUCUUUAUUUGCAAAUCAGAUGACAUUGUGUGUAAUGCUACAUAUUGAUAACUUCCCUCAUGGUUGGUCAAAUUAACUAAUCUUUGUUCUAUGGAGAGUGAGACAAAGUGUGGUCAUUCAAGGAAAUAUGAAAUCUCUUCUAGAGUUCACGUUCUAACCGCUAAUAGAAUAAAAGGAAUAACCUUGUAUGGAGUAGGAAAGGAAAAUUUUGGCAGUUGACAACAUCCAUUUAACCAAAUUGUAUAACAUAAUACUGUAAUAAAAUAAAUUUCAUGUUAGGAAUGUAUACUUAAUGCUUUGACUUUUUAUAACUAUGCACACAUAAGAAUUUAAUAUUAUAUUUUUCAAAUAUUUGUAGCUUAUUAUUUAGAAAUAUUUCUAUAAUACAGGCAACUUCUUAAGAACCAUCAGCUGAUAUUUACAGUAGAAGUAUUCACAUCCAUAAUUUUUAGUGGAAAAUCCUAAGGGCUUUUAUUUUUUUUUAAUUUUAUCUUUUAGGAAAAUUAUAAAAUAAACAGAAAAACUGAAAACCAAACAGAAAAUAUAUAGCUUAUUACAUUCUCAUAAAGAAACAUUCUUUUAGAACUCUGCCAGUCACCUUGGAUGUCUUCUAUGUGUCCUGUCACAGUUAACAAACCUCUUCCUCAACCCCACAAAAGUAAACACUACAUUGAUUUCAAUAGUACUCACUUCCUUGCAUUUCUUUCUUAGUUUAUCCCCCAAGUGUGUGUCUCUACACACUAGCUUUUAAUCUUACCCAUUUAAAAUUGCUUUAUUAGAUAUAUCUCUUAAUGUCUGUUUUUAAUUUCUGGGUUUCUCCUUCUUUCUUUUCCUUAAAAUUUACCUACUGAAGAACCUGGUUUUAUAUAUUUCCCACUGUCUAUAUUUUGUUAAUUGCAUACUCAUGGCACAAUUCAGCAUGUUCUUCUAUCCUCUGGAUACUGACACAUGGAUCCAGAGAUCUGAGCAGACUCAGGUUCAAACUUUUGGCCAGACCAUAGAUCAUGGUGUAUUCUUUCAACAGAGGGCACAGAAUGUCUGGUUCUCUCUUUUGUGAUGUCAGCUGAAAUUGAUACUCAAUGCCUAGAUCCAUUGAUUUGUUGUGGGUUGGAGAAUAUUCUAUCAUUUCUUUUUCAUUUAUUAGUUGGAACAUUUUUUUAAAGAGGUGUUUCCCCAUAUCUACUACUUGGUUAACCAGUGGUCAAGUUCAUAUAGGAAAGGGAAAAUAAACUUGAAUUUUCCCCUUUAUUUACCAAAUUUCAAGAUAAUAAAUUUGUUUUCUAUCAUCCUCUGUAGAUCACUUUUUUUAAGUGUUGUGAACUCAUGGAUUCAAACAUAUUUGAUAGGCUUUAAUCCAUUUCACAUAUUGCCUUAUUAAAGCUCAAAUUGUCCUAUCUUUGGUCAUUGGGAGCCUUAUCAAGUUCACUCUGAGUCCUUCUGACACUACUCUAGCAGUCUUUACUGGCUUCCUUGUAGUCUCGUAUGACAGGCUAUUCCAGGCUCAACUUGGAUGUUUCCUGCCCCAGACCUGGUAUCAGCCAUUUCUCUUAAUGAGCCUGGUUAUUUUCAGUGAGAAAUAGUGCUUCAGAACUGUAAUUGUGAUUGUUAAGUUCAUAGCAGCUAUAUUGGUCUUUGUUUCUAGGAGAGAGCUAGGAAAUAUCCUUUUUUUUUAAGAUAAAACACUUAUUCUUGAGUUUAUUUUGAUACUUGCAAAUCAAAUUAAGUACUACAGGGUUUUUGCCUAAUUUUUUCUAUUACAUUUGUGUCUUUUGUUUUUCUCUACUGAGAAUCCUGGCCUUCAAGGACACAGGAAUAUCCCACAAUUAUUCAUUUCCUUAAUCUACUUUAUGCAUGCAACAGUCUCAGAAUAAUAAUACUAAUAAACCAUCACCAGUAUGAUAGCUGGUACAAUUAAAAAUGUUUUUCAUUUGUUCUCCCUAAUCUCCUAUUGUUUAAAGUUGUAGUGUAUCAACAUUUUCAAGGAAUUCCCUGGCAGUCCAGUGGUUAGGACUCUGUGUUCUCACUGCCCAGGGCCCGGGUCUGACCCCUGAACGGGGGGAACUAAGAUUCUGCAAGCCGCAUGGUACAGCCAGAACAAAAAAAAAACGUUUUCUGUUUUUUUUUCUUUUUUUUUGCGGUACGCGGGGCUCUCACUGUUGUGGCCUCUCCCGUUGCGGAGCACAGGCUCCGGACGCGCAGGCUCAGCGGCCAUGGCUCAGGGGCCCAGCCGCUCCGCGGUAUGUGGGAUCUUCCCAGACCGGGGCACGAACCCGUGUCCCCUGCAUCGGCAGGCGGACUCUCAACCCCUGCGCCAGCAGGGAAGACCAAAAAAGACGUUUUUUGAGAACCUAUUGGUGUAACAUACAAUACUCUCUUUUAUCCCCCAUUUAGCUUAGUUCUUCAAGUACCUGUAUAUUUAGUGCUUGCUACCACUCCUUAUUUGAUGGCUCUAUUUUUCAUAUUUGGCUCUCUAAUGACAAAUCUAGCACAUAGAAUAAUAUUUCCAUCUUGAAGGCAAGCAAAGAAGCUACGAAGAUGCAUGAUUUCAACUCCUGAGGAUAAAAUGUUACUUGGUUGUGGUUAGCUUCUUAACUGUAAUCGUCUAUAAACUUCUUUGUUCCUUACACGUAAAUGUAGUCAUAGUCAUGUUCCCCAAAAUUUUCUAUAGUAAAUUAUCCAUUACUUCUUAAAAGCCUUGCUUACCAUUCUGCCAUCCACUGCAAGGUAAUUAGAGAAACGUAAAGCUGGGUGAAAUCUAGAGGGCCAUAUUUCCUCCCUUUUAGAUACUAGUUUCAAGCUUGCUUUUCACAGCUGCUAACAAGUAACAACAGAUUUUUAGUUUCACCACCUCUCUUCCUACAGUUUGGAUGGCUCAACCAGUAAAGCAAAACUUAUUGGACAACAAGGGCAAAAGGAGAGGAACUUUUAAGAGGUAAUCAUUAGAUUGAAAAUAUAGUCCUGGAAAAACAAAAGAAUAUAUUUCUGAGUAUUAGUACUCACUAUCCAGAAAAUAAAUUUUUGUUAAUUCCAAGCAAUACAAAAGGCAUCUUUAAAUCUGUAAAACUUGAAAAAAACUUCAAAACUUAAAAACUGUAUUUUGAGUAAAGCUUUAAGUCACCUGCCACUGUUAAACCUCAGUGCAGCAAUUCUACAUCCUGUCCCUGGAUAUCUCUUUUGAUAAUUUUGCCCCCUACGGGACAAACCAGGUGCUGGCCACCUGAAUUAUUUUGCCUUUUGAAUUAUUUUGAGUUCUAAAAUAGUGAAGUGCAACUAUUAUUCAUUGUUUCACUGUGCCUUUAACCUUUUAUUAAAAGGAAUUUAUAAUUCAUUGUUGUCUUAAAAAAUGAAAACCAAUAUUUGAAGCUGUUGACUAAGCAAAAAAUCUCCUUUUUUUUUUUAAUAGCACCUCAAGGUGCCAAUUUUUCAAGGCCUUAUGAGGGAAAAACUGAUUCACAUGUUAUUCUUUAAAAGCUAAAUUCUUCUAAUCCUACAAAAACCUAUGGAGAUUUUCCUUUUACAUAUUUUUUACACCCAAGUUUCUAAAACAUAUUGAGAAAUUGUAUUGGGAAUCUACGGUGAAGAUAGUUCCAGGUCAGAUCUUCUAAAAGAUCCUGGCUCUAAUGAUGUUACUUUAUUACUUUUACUGGGUGCUAAGUGUCCUUUGUUUUCAAGUGAGCUUACAACAGUUACUGAACACAUUUAACAUAUAAUUAGUACCUUCAAGUAACAUUGAAAUUAUUUUAAAAAGUCACUAAGAGAUUCAUCCUUUUACUAUUCAACUGCAAAAAAUAAAUCUGUAUAAUGAUCAGAAAUUAAAAUGUACUAUUCCUUUUCUUCUGUAAAUAUGUGUUAUUGUGAGAAAUAAAGAAUGGCAGGACCAUUGCUUUCAUUAAAA
Messenger RNA from Mesoplodon densirostris (Blainville's beaked whale), 5156 nucleotides. RefSeq names its product ring finger protein 125 (gene RNF125). NCBI's taxonomy places the organism in Eukaryota, Metazoa, Chordata, Mammalia, Artiodactyla, Ziphiidae. Bases 276 to 974 code for a protein of 232 amino acids. Gene Ontology annotation, biological process: protein polyubiquitination; ubiquitin-dependent protein catabolic process. The record is from RefSeq and is a predicted model, not a curated record. Gene Ontology annotation, molecular function: ubiquitin protein ligase activity. The transcript has 6 exons.